AUGGCUACACCCAAACCCGAAAAAGAAUUGCAUCUACCGCUAUCAAGAGUGAAAACCAUAAUGAAAAGUUCUCCAGAAGUUGACGCGGUUGGUGCCGAAUCUCUGUAUUUAGUUACCAAAGUUACUGAAUUAUUCAUACUAGACUUAGCAAAACGGGCAUUCAAGAACAGUAAGAACAACUUGCUAGAAUACAAACACAUAGCAGAAGUGGUGCAAGAGGAUGACAGUUUAGAUUUCUUGAGAGAAAUAAUACCUAGAAAGAUUACAGUUAAACAAUUUAAGGAGUUAAUGGCUCGAAAGGCAAAAGCUAAUUCAGAUGACUCAAGCGAAGAGAGCAGUAGCGAAGAAAGCAGUGAGGAGAGUGAUGAAAGUAAUCAAGAAUGA
Leptosia nina is the source of this 384-nucleotide messenger RNA. Lineage: Eukaryota; Metazoa; Arthropoda; Insecta; Lepidoptera; Pieridae. The record is from the annotation of a GenBank genome assembly.